UAGGGAAAGGUAGCACUUCGAAAUCUAAUUUCAAAACAUUCCUUUUUUCCCCACUAUCGUUAACGUUCAUACGGAUUUUAUUGUAAGCUCCAUGUCGGCAGAAGGUAAUUGUGAGGCCAGUACGGCAGAAGUAGCCAGCUUUUGGUCUAACCCAGUGGAUCACUUUCGGCCGAAUCUAAAGGCUUUCACCUUAUAUGCAGACCGCAACGAAGUCAUGGAUAAAUGGCAUCACUUUCUCGAGCGCCGGCUAGGUGCCUGGUACGUUCCGUGGUGGAGCCCACUCUAUCAGCUUCUGCUUUGGUACCCACAGAGAAAUCGCAACCUGUUUCUUAUAGAAAAUAACCUGAACUAUAGGCCAUACCGUUUCCGCCGCAAUGACGAAGACCGCAACAACCCGUACUGAACGAAAAUAGACGCUGUAGUGAUGGUUUUAACCUUUGAUUUUUUCUUGCUUGCCUUCUCUGUGUGUGUGUGCGCGUAUGUGAUCCUGGGGUUCUGCAUUUUGGAGUAAGCUUGCAUGAAUUAGAGUGCGGUGGGUUGCAAAACUCGUUGGCACAUUUUAAAUAUAGCUUACUUCACUUCUAAAUAAUGAUGAAAAAUGAGGCUAGCCCAUUGUAGCAUAGUAGUUUUAUCUAGCAUUGAAAGUGUCUAUUAGGAGGAAGAUGGAGAAA
Phytomonas sp. EM1 is the source of this 671-nucleotide messenger RNA. NCBI's taxonomy places the organism in Eukaryota, Euglenozoa, Kinetoplastea, Trypanosomatida, Trypanosomatidae. The record is from the annotation of a GenBank genome assembly.